Molecule: messenger RNA, 1709 nt
Organism: Humulus lupulus (European hop)
Lineage: Eukaryota; Viridiplantae; Streptophyta; Magnoliopsida; Rosales; Cannabaceae
Product: UDP-glycosyltransferase 83A1-like
Exons: 2
Coding region: 137-1582 (481 amino acids)
Molecular function (GO): UDP-glycosyltransferase activity
Source: RefSeq, a predicted model, not a curated record
GUGCAGAGUUUUACACGGUUAUUUGGGACAGUGAUUUUCUAUACUAAUACCUAAAAUAAAUGGCAUAAAACCAACUACUAGAUGUAGCUGGUGAGAUAUAUGUGAAUUGGAUUCAAUAAGUUAUUGAAGAGAGAAAAUGAGUACUAGAUCAAAACAACGUGUGAUGGUUGUACCAGCUACAGCCCAAGGCCAUGUGAAACCCCUCAUGCUCUUUGCACACAAACUUGCCCAACAUGGCUUUAGAAUCACUUUUGUUCACACUGAAUUCAGCAUGGAGCGGAUCUUGAGUGCCAUGAGUGAUGAUAAUCUCAAGACUGGCACUGGGUCAGAAAAUAUUGAGUUGGUGUCAAUCCCAGAUGGACUGAGUCCGGAAGACGACAGAACUGUUGUGAGGAAUAUAUGUAGAGCAACUUUAGAGACCAUGUCUACAGAGCUUGAAAAGCUCAUAAGAACAAUAAAUGGAAAUAUUACAAGUGAUAUUAUUGGUGAACCGUCAGAAAGUACUUCCAAUGACAAGAUUAGUUGUCUCAUUUGUGAUGUUUUUCUGGGCUUUGGCAUGGAAGUUGCAGCUAAGAUGGGUAUUCAAGGAGCACUAUUUUGUCCUUCUUCGGCUGCUAUUCUUGCAUACACCAUGAAUAUACCAAAGAUCAUACAUGAUGGGAUCGUGGACGAUAUUGAUGGAAAACCAACACAAAAGCAAAUUAUUCAACUAUCUUUUGACAUGCCUGGCAUGGACACAUCAACGUUACCAUGGAAGUUUGAUGACUUACCUACACAAAAGAUGUUAUUUCAACUUUAUCUCAAAAUUGGUCAAGCCUUAAAAACUACACAAUGGUGCCUCUGCAACACAACUCAAGACAUAGAAUCUGUUGCAAUUUCUUUGUUCCCAAAGGUUCUCCCAAUAGGUCCACUAACGGUAAACAAAACUAGUAGUCAUUUAGAUAUUUCAGGAUCUCAAUUUUGGAUUGAAGACGCCUCUUGUUUGAAUUGGCUCGAUCAACACAAGCCUCGUUCAGUUAUAUACGUUGCGUUUGGUAGCUUUACGAUCCAUGACAAAUGCCAAUUUAAUGAGCUAGCUCAUGGGCUUGAACUCACUGGUAGACCAUUCCUUUGGGUUGUUCGUCCGGGAUUUAUCUCGAGUAAUGAACAAGAAAAUAAGUUUGAUCCAUAUAAAUUUUUGGGGAACAAUAAUAAUGUUAGAAUGAUAGUCAAUUGGGCACCUCAACAAAAGGUUUUGAAUCACCCUUCUAUUGCUUGUUUUGUGACACAUUGUGGUUGGAACUCAACUAUAGAAGGAUUGAGCAAUGGGGUGCCUUUCUUAUGUUGGCCUUAUUUUGCUGACCAAUUUUUAAACAAGGACUAUAUAUGUGAUAUUUGGAAGAUUGGAAUGGAAGUUGUACCGAAUGAAAAUGGGAUCAUAACAAGGGAAGAAGUAAAAAACCAAGUGAAGAGACUUCUAGAUGAUGUAGAUAUAAGAAAAAGAGCAUUGGAAUUCAAGAAAAUAGCAAUAGAAAAUAUAGCUAAAGAUGGUCGAUCUUCAAAAAAUUUGAAUAACUUCAUCAAAUGGUUGGAACUACUAUAACUCAAUAAUAAAUAUUUCGUUCUAAUGUAAUUUUCUUAUUGAAAUACUGAUAUAUGUUGAAUUGUAUUGUUUUAUAUUCUAGUUUAUUAUAUACACAUGUGAUUGUGCAAUAAUCUCAUUUUUAUUA